Molecule: messenger RNA, 4708 nt
Organism: Bactrocera dorsalis (oriental fruit fly)
Lineage: Eukaryota; Metazoa; Arthropoda; Insecta; Diptera; Tephritidae
Gene: DCTN1-p150
Product: dynactin subunit 1
Exons: 3
Coding region: 284-4072 (1262 amino acids)
Biological process (GO): establishment of mitotic spindle orientation; nuclear migration
Cellular component (GO): axon; kinetochore; microtubule associated complex
Source: RefSeq, a predicted model, not a curated record
ACAAAAUAGAAAGAGCGUAUGGCCAUUGGUGAAGAUUUCUCGACUGUCUAGAGAGUAGGCCAAUACUAAAAACAGGGAGGAUGACUAAUUUGUGUUAUUACUAUUCUUACCAUUUUUUCUACACCCGUACGACGUUGGCAUAAUAGUUAACUGUUUGAGUCGCUGAUUUGUCGUUUCGGCGCUUCUCGAUUUUAAAACGCAGCUACUUACCCACACAAAUAUACAGAAAUUGGUAUUUGUAUACAUAUUUGCUUGCGGUACCGGCUAACUUAAAACCGACCUAAUGUCGGAGCGGAGUUUGAAGGUGGGCGCGCGGGUCGAUAUAACCGGCAAGGAUCUUCAAGGAACUGUUGCCUAUGUUGGUAUGACCAGCUUCGCCGUUGGCAAGUGGGUGGGCGUGGUGCUUGAUGAACCAAAAGGUAAAAACAAUGGCACAAUUAAAGGUCAGACAUACUUUGAAUGUGGCGAAAAUUGUGGCAUGUUUGUGCGUCCGACUCAGCUUCGUGUCAUUGGUGGCAGUCCCGAUUCAAAGAAAUCUUCAGAAGACAUAGCUGACUCGGCAAGUAGUGGCAGCAGCGCAAGAACCCCCAUGACCCAACCCACUAAAGCACGGUUGAGCGGGUCGCGUAACUCGCUCUCUUCCAGCCGCCAAUCAUUGCUGGGUUCACGUUCGCAGCUCUCCACCUCGUUGAUAGAACGUAGUGGCAGUACAGCAAGUAGUUCCAGUGGCGGCCGGAAGAGUUUACAACCACCCAGUGUAACAGCCAGAGAUCACACCGCUGGUUCUGCCACGGCAUCCAGUUCGUCCAUACCCACGGCUGAGGGUGGCAAUGGCAAUGCUUCACAUUCAACUUCGAAACGUGCUUCUUUCGUCGAAACUGGUUUCCUUGAGAUCCUCAAGCCGCAAUUUACGCCAUUGCAGCCAAUGCGCUCGCCCUCUUUUACCGCUGUACCGCAAGGACCCACUGCUGAAGAAAAGGCCGCUGCCGCUGAACAACAGAAACUCAUCGAGGAUUUGCAAUUGCAAGUAACCGAUUUAACUGAAAAAUUGGAAACUUUAAAACAACGUCGUAAUGAAGACAAAGAUCGCCUACGUGAAUUUGAUAAGAUGAAAAUUCAAUUUGAACAGUUGCAAGAAUUUCGUAGCAAAAUUAUGACUGCACAAUCAUCGCUACAAAAGGAACUUCAGCGUGCGAAGCAAGAAACAAAAGAUGCCAUCGAAGCACGUGAAAGACAUGCCCAAGAAAUGUCUGAACUGGCCGACAAUGUCGAGCUCAUCACCUUAGACAAAGAAAUGGCUGAAGAAAAAGCAGAUACUCUACAGCUCGAGUUGGACUCUGCAAGGGAACGUAUUGAGGAGUUACAAGUGGACUUGGAACUAAUGCGUUCAGAAAUGCAAAACAAAGCUGAAACCUCUAUUGGUGAAAUCUCCACUGAAGGUAGUGGUGGCCUCUCCACCUAUGAAUUCAAACAACUAGAACAGCAAAAUUCACGUUUAAAGGAGACACUGGUGCGCCUGCGCGACUUGUCAGCCCAUGACAAACAUGACAUACAGAAGCUUACAAAGGAAUUGGAAAUGAAGAAGUCCGAAGUUGCGGAAUUGGAGCGUACAAAGGAAAAGUUAUCGAGCAAAAUUGAUGAAUUGGAAGCGACAGUCGCCGACUUGCAAGAACAAGUCGAUGCUGCACUUGGCGCCGAAGAAAUGGUCGAGCAAUUGGCCGAGAAGAAAAUGGAACUCGAAGAUAAGGUGAAAAUGCUUGAGGAGGAGGUGGCACAGCUGGAAGCGCUUGAGGAAGUGCAUGAGCAGCUGGUAGAGAGCAAUCAUGAGCUAGAAAUGGAUUUGCGUGAAGAAUUGGAUUUACUGAGCGCCGCACGUAAGGAAGCACUGCGCGAACGUGACGCUGCUAUCGAGACAAUUUAUGAUCGCGAUCAGACAAUCACCAAAUUCCGCGAACUUGUGCAGAAAUUGAAUGAACAGUUAUUAGAUUUGCGUGAUCGCACUACCAACAAUGAUCCCAAAUCUCUACAAGACCCCAGUGGAGUCAAGAUCGCCAGCGAAACAAUCGAUUAUAAACAGAUGUUCGCCGAGUCGAAGGCAUACACACGCGCCAUUGACGUGCAGCUACGUCAAAUCGAACUAACGCAAGCAACGGAACAUGUACAAAUGUUGACUGCAUUCAUGCCGGAGUCGUUUAUGAGCCGUGGCGGUGAUCACGAUUCCAUAUUGGUGAUAUUGCUAAUUUCACGCAUCGUUUUCAAAUGCGGCAUUGUGGUGAGCCAGACGCGCGAACGCUUCCCCGCUGUGGAUAAUAUAACACGUGAAGCCGUUUUUCAGGGUCACUCAGUGCAGCAGUAUGCCUUCAAGUGCCGCCUCAUGCACUACAUACACAAUUUACAAUGCGCUCUCCAUCAAAUACUCUACGGACUGAAUAGCUGUCAGCCAGAUACGCUGCUGCGCGCCGGAAAUUCACUGCCCGAAAUGGUUGCACAAGAGAAAACUAUCGAUGGCAUUAUUGAGUUGCUUAAGUCGAAUCAACUAGAUGAGAAUUCUACCACAGAAAACAUUGAGAAAUGCGUCGCUUUCUUCAAUGCAAUGAACUCUGUAUUGCUAGCCGGCGAGGACCUACUCAAUGAAACACAGAUGAUACGCGAUUGCGUCGCUGCGCUGAGCUCGUCAUGCGAGUCCAUCUUGAAUGAUGUUACCAUUGCGCGCACCAUUGUACGCGAGGGUGGUGACACCAGCGACUCCAUGCUGCUUAUGCAAUACCUCAACGAGCAAACGGAGGCAAUCAAACAGCAAGUGAAGCUAAUCAAACGCCGCUUGCCACAGGAUGUGCAUGUCAUCAAAUGCGGCAUAUCGCCGCUCAAACUGGAAGCCAUGCGUCAGCUGGCACAUUCGCUGUCGCGCGUCAUGUCCGUUAUGCAUUUGGCUACCAAGCAAGGUGUGCAGCUAAUAGCCGCCUCAAUUGAAACGGACAACACCGCUGAGCAUACCAUAGAGCAUGUGAAAUUCUGGGAAUUGCUCACGCAGGCUUGCGAACGUGUCUACGAGCAGGAUGAUCGUGGUCCAUCACAAAACUUCAAAGGCAUGUUGGCUCAGGCCAACAGCGAUUUGCAACAAAUGGCACAGUAUUUGUUGGACAAAGAGUAUGAGAUUAUGUCAUUGGCCAAUCAGAAACAAGAGAAACCCGUUUCACCCAUCAUUUCACGCGCACAACUCAUCAAGAAACAGUUAGAGCAAAAGAACGUGCUUGCUGCAACACUCGAGAAUCGUGAAGCCGAUAUAAAACAACUAAAACUGGCUGCCAAGCUGAAGCAGAACGAACUCUCCGAGAUGCAGAUACGCAAGGACUUGGCCGAGAAGAAACUGUCCGUACUGCAGGGCGAAUUCGAGCACACGGUUGAGAAAUGGAAGCGUCAAUAUGAGGAGACGCAUGCGCAGCUAGAGCAGCUGCAAAAGAAGGAGAAAGAGUACGAGGACACGCUGGAUCAUCUGCAGAGUGACAUUGAAGCUUUGGAGAGCGAGAAGAGCACGUUGCGUGAGAAACUCAAAUCGACCGGUGGCACCAAACGCUUUGCCGACUCAUCCCUUUCAACGACCAGCGGCAGUGGCGCCGCCUUCGCCAAUCACGGCGUCUCCGGCAGCACACCACUCAUCGCCGAGGAGCUGCAGUUGUUGAAAACAGUGGUACAUAACGAACGCAACGCACGCUUACGUAUGCAGGCACAAAAUAUACGCGACAAGCUGAAGAAGUUCGAACCGAUUUAUGUGCCGCAACCGAAGGACAAACGCAUCACCGAACUGGAAGUCGAACUCACGCGCAUGAAACACGCAUGGGCUCUAUCACUACUGCAGGCCACGCCCAAAUCGGAUCCAAUGGCUGCACAAUCGAUUGUGGCGCAACAGCGACGCAAUCAGCAUGUGCCCGCCAAAGCGGAGAUCUCCUCGCGCGCUAGUCACUUGGCAGCUGAAAUACUCGGCGAAUAUCUGCAACGCAAUCCACAUCGUGCCGCCAACUGCGAUUUUGCGGCCUUCCCCACUGUGGAGGUGAAGCGUGUGUUAAAGCUGUAGGCAUAAGUUUACACGAAGGUAUUGAAUAGAAAGGCUAAGGAACUUUAAGUGCAACUGAGUGGCUUGUGAUGCGGUUUUGAAAGCUGCAUAUAAGUAGUUAGUGGCUAUAAACGUACAUACAUACAUAUACACACAUACUCUCCCAAUUUUUAUGAACGUUUAAGGACAGCCAUUUAUUCAGUAUAUAUGUACACCAAUGUAUUACUCAUAGCCGUAAAUUAAAGGCAACUAAUUAAUGCUUGUUUCUACCAACGCUUCCUUACAUUUCCCCUCAUAACUGUUAAAUUUUAUAUUUUAAUAUUGCAUUCGAAAGCGUGGCAUUCAUAAUUUUGCGCGUUUAAAAACUAAAAUUGUAUUUUUAUUGAGUGAAAAGAGUACUAAGCAAUUUUGAAUGUAAAAUUAUGUAAGAUUAGGAAAAGUGUAGCACAAAGCGAAUCAAAUGAUAAAUAUAGCAAAAAUUAUUUUCGCUUGAACAUAAAUUCUAUAUAAAAUGCACUUUCUUAUAUAAUUGUUAAAAUAUAACGGUCACAGUGAAAUUAUUGAUAUGUUUUAUUACGAUAUUUAGUUAGAAAUUAUGUAAUGCUAUCGAUAUACGAUACUUUUUUAAAGAAUUUAAUAAAAAGACAAACAAAUGAA